Striga hermonthica is the source of this 1185-nucleotide messenger RNA. NCBI's taxonomy places the organism in Eukaryota, Viridiplantae, Streptophyta, Magnoliopsida, Lamiales, Orobanchaceae. The record is from the annotation of a GenBank genome assembly.
AUGGGAGAGUCACCUCCUUCGUCCCCCGGAGUUCCACCGGUCCAGCUGCGAGACUGCCUAGAGGAACUACUGAAAUUCACGCUCCUUUCCUCCAUUAAUGGCAGAAUCCACACCGGCCUCUCUGUUCAUUAUUGUGCCAAGCUCCUUGAACACGACGAUCCUGCAAACCCCAUUCUCGCCGACUACGGAGUUUCUAGCGGAGUUCCAUCAUAUCCUUUAUACAAGCACCUGGCAGCCUCGCUUUAUCAGUUAAUACAUUUUGGAACAUUGUGCACAACACAUAAAGAAAUUAUACCCAUGCCUGAAGAUCGUUCGUUAAAGAAUAAGGACGGAGAAUGGAACAAGCUAGUUAUGGAAAAGGGUUCUUCUUUACUGAGUAUGCUGAAACAAGUGGAUUUUGAGCUUCAUGUUCAGGAGCCUUUCUUUUCCCAGCUCAAUGAUGGACUGAAAACAGUUGAAGGACGAUGUGCUGUUGGAGACUACAAUAGAAUUCAGGGCGGAGAUUUGCUGUUAUUCAACAAAUGCCUGACACUUGAAGUCAAGGAUACCCGGAAGUAUGCUUCGUUUCAUGAGAUGUUGGAAGCAGAGAUUCUAGCAGAAGUUCUUCCAGGAGUAUCAAACAUUGAGGAAGGCAUCCAAAUCUAUAGAAGAUUCUAUUCGGAAGAAAAGGAAAUGUCAAAUGGUGUUCUUGCUAUAUGUGUUAAAACGCCGCCUUCUCAGCCUCAUGUUAUUAUGGCCUCCCUACUUUCAGAUUUGAGUUACAGUGGAGUUCAGAAACUUCUUGGCUUUGUUGAGACUACAGGAACAAAUCCAGAAUUACUUCCUCCUUCAGCUUCAACUCUACUGUCAACAUUUUCGGCACCACAUAAUCCUGAUGUUAAAGGUUCAAAUUUGACAAAUGGUGCCAGGGCUCUGGCAAAGCAUGUUAACAGAAGCAGAGAAGGAUAUUGGGGCUUCUUACGUGGCAGCGACUCUGAGAAAAAUAGGCACGCAAUGGAUGUAAUUAGAAGCCUCUUGACCCACUGUAGCUGGAUGAACAUGCAUAUUGUUCGACCACAUGGAAAUGUCUUAGAGGUUAGGACGGAUGAUGGUUAUGGUGCAAGGUGGUCUGAGGACGGAUCUAAGUUUAUAGGAUUUCUAGAGCCUUACAUGGUGGAUGGUUACUCGUGCGGCUGGAAACAUUAG